AUGAAUGAUUCUCAAGACCCACAAUCGAGCUCACUCGGCUAUGAGUUCGAGGUGAAGGAGCAAGACCGCUGGUUGCCCAUAGCCAAUGAGACCCCUCUCUCACCUUAUAUUCUCAUGUCUCGGCAUCAGGCCUCGCCCUCCGAGUCCCCGGAUGGAACUGGCGGCUCGUCCAUGAGGGCCAGCAGACAUGAUGUGUACGAUGCUAACAUUCGAAACUUCGCUCCAGUCGCUCGAAUCAUGAAAAACGCACUUCCAGAGAACGCAAAGAUAGCGAAAGAGGCCAAGGAAUGCAUGCAGGAAUGCGUCAGCGAGUUCAUCUCUUUCAUUACCAGCGAAGCUUCUGAGAAGUGCCAUCAGGAGAAGCGGAAAACUGUCAAUGGCGAGGACAUUCUCUUUGCCAUGACAUCUCUGGGAUUUGAGAAUUAUGCCGAAGCCCUAAAGAUCUACCUCUCCAAAUAUCGCGAAGUAUGGUCUAUUUUCCCGGUCCACGUUAUUGGCGUCCUUUUGUGCUUCUGCACAUGCCUUCUGUCCCCUUUUUCUAAUGCGUCGUGGCAGCAGUCUCAAUCAAACCGAGGUGAUAAUCAACAAGGCCACCCAGGCGGCCAAGGCUAUGGCACCGCGGGGGCCGCUGGUGCUGGUGCCCCUGCGGGCUCCUUUGAGGGGGGGCCUGAUCUAUCUGGACAGCCAGCCGAGGGUGGAGCAGAUGCCUCUGGCUACAUCUACGGGGCCCAGACUGGUCAUAACGGGGCUGCCGGUGGCGACGGGUACUAG
Messenger RNA from Grosmannia clavigera kw1407, 771 nucleotides. RefSeq names its product ccaat-binding factor complex subunit. The transcript has 3 exons. Gene Ontology annotation, biological process: regulation of transcription by RNA polymerase II. Lineage: Eukaryota; Fungi; Ascomycota; Sordariomycetes; Ophiostomatales; Ophiostomataceae. The record is from RefSeq and is a predicted model, not a curated record. Gene Ontology annotation, cellular component: nucleus; CCAAT-binding factor complex. Gene Ontology annotation, molecular function: RNA polymerase II cis-regulatory region sequence-specific DNA binding; protein heterodimerization activity; DNA-binding transcription activator activity, RNA polymerase II-specific. The coding region runs from base 1 to 771 and encodes 256 amino acids.